Messenger RNA from Carica papaya (papaya), 2484 nucleotides. Lineage: Eukaryota; Viridiplantae; Streptophyta; Magnoliopsida; Brassicales; Caricaceae. The record is from RefSeq and is a predicted model, not a curated record.
AAACAGCGAGCAACAAGUCAGAAGAAGCAUGUAACGAUCAAAUUCCAGAUUUUUUCACCUGCUGCUUCUGACCCGACGGAGACACCGAGAGGGCGAACCUUUCACCAAAGCCCUCUCCUUCUCCGAUCGGGAAUCCCCAAUUCUAAAACCCUAAGAAUCUCCACUUUCUUUUUUUGUAAUUUCCUAAAUUAAUUCAUUUCGCAUUUCCUUUUUCUUUUGUUUGAUCAUAUGUUUUCCUCUCCACCUUUUCGUAAUCUUUGAUGCGGCGAUCGCAUGCCCGCAAUCGGGUCGAGAAUAAACCUAAUUCUCCCGAUAUGGAUCCCGUCAAGCCCCAAAUCCGACCCCUCAACCGAUCCGGCAAUCUCAUCUCUCGGAACUCCAAGCAGAUUAAAUCACCACUUUUGGUAACCGCUGCCUCCCUCGCUGCCUUGCUGGUAUUUCUACUUUGUUGCUAUCUAUUCUUUUCUGCAAGACCUUAUUAUAACCCGGGAGGUUCUAGAAGGUACGGCAUUGUUAUAGACGGAGGCAGCACGGGAACUCGAAUAUAUGUGUUUAGCUACCGGGUUGGCGGGGGUAGCCCGGUAUUUGAUUUUGGGCAGAAGUUUUUGGAGACGAGCAUGAAGGUGAAUCCGGGUCUGUCGGCGUAUGCGGAGGAUCAGGAUAAUGCGGGCGGGUCUUUGGUGGAGCUAGUGGAGUUUGCAAAGGGGAAAGUGCCUAAGGAACUCUGGAGAGAGACAGAGAUUCGGUUAAUGGCUACAGCGGGGUUGAGGCUGCUGGAGUUGUCGGCUCAAGAGCGGAUUCUGGACGCCUGCAGAAGGGUCCUCAGGUCUUCUGGGUUCAAAUUCCGCGAUGAAUGGGCUUCCGUUAUUUCAGGGUCGGAUGAGGGGAUAUAUGCAUGGGUUGUUGCAAACUAUGCACUGGGUACCCUUGGAGGAGACCCUCUCAAAACAACUGGGAUUAUAGAACUUGGUGGGGCUUCCGCUCAGGUAACUUUUGUUUCAACUGAACCCAUGCCUCCUGAAUUUUCACAUACCGUCGAGUUUGGAAAUGUUACUUACAAUCUUUAUAGCCACAGUUUUCUACAUUUUGGACAGAAUGUUGCAUAUCAAUCUUUGAGGCAAUUACUUAUUUCAGGUGAUCUGAAUUCAGCUGCUGAGUCUCUUCACAAAGGAAUUUAUAUAGAUCCUUGUACCCCGAAAGGUUACUUACCAGGUAGUGGGUCAUGGAAGUUCUCGCCUGGAUCUUCGGAUGAAAAGAACAAGUAUAUAUCUAAUCUUCAAGCUGGGGGUAAUUUCUCAGAGUGUAGAUCUGCUGCAUUAAUGAUGUUACAGAAAGGAAAUGAUAAAUGCUUCUUUGAACACUGCAAAGUAGGAUCAGUUUUUGUGCCUAAACUUCAGGGAAAGUUUUUGGCUACUGAAAACUUCUUCCACACUUACAAGUUCUUUGAGUUGAGACCAAGGGCCUUUCUUUCUGAUUUAAUGAUGGCUGGAGAGCAAUUUUGUGGAGAGGAGUGGUCAAAGUUGAAGAGGAAGCACCAUUCACUUGAUGAAGAAGAUCUGGUGCACUAUUGCUUUUCUUCUGCAUAUAUUUUGGCAUUACUUAGUGACAGCCUUGGAAUUGCUCUGGAUGAUGAAAGGAUUAGAGUUGCUAAUCAGGUGGGAGACAUACGACUUGAUUGGCCAUUGGGAGCUUUCAUCCUGCAGAGUACAGCUAACAUGGAUGUAAAUCAUCCCGACUGGAUUUCCACCAUUAUCAAUGACGAUUCACCAACAUUACUGAUCGUUAUGUUUACGGCAUGGUCUGCAUCAAAAUGUAGGAAGCCCCAUUUGAAGACAAUUUAUGAUCUAGAGAAAGGAAGAUAUAUAGUAACUCGUAUCAGCAGAUGAUCUUGAUAACUUUAGUCGAACAAUUGGAGGAGAUCAAACCUAGCUUCUUGGUUGUUGAUAUCAGGGAAGCUUCUUAGUUGAUGCUUUCAUUAGUUUGCCACCAAAAGUUACCUGCUUAAGGUUGUCAAGAUGAUGGGAUGCCUCAGAUUGUAUGAUAAUGUGAUUUAUGUGGGAAAAAGUGGUAGAAGAUUGGCGUAAACUUCGGAUUUGUCAUUCCGCAUCGCUCAGUACAGAACCCCCUGACGAUGAGGAAUAAGUGAGGCUGGAUAGUCAUAAGGAGUAUAUGACUCCUGCCAGAGUUUGGACGCUGUAUUAUAUCCUUUACAUGAAAAAUAUACUAUGCUUGAUUGAUGCUGCUGCGUGCAGCAGACAUAAUUGAGCUUCAGACAUCAUUUGAAUGAUUCCUGAAAAGAAAAUUCUUCUAUAUGUUCAAAGCCUGUGUAGUAUUUCCCAAAUUAGAUUAUGGCGCAGAGACGAAUUUACUGUAAUUAUUUAAGAUUUAGGACGUAGAAAGGAUAUUUUCCGGGCAGUUGCUUCAUUCAUUGCAACAGCCUGUCCUAUGUAUGAGCCCAGGUAAUGACACUGAAUAAUUUGUUCA